Molecule: messenger RNA, 4595 nt
Organism: Ylistrum balloti
Lineage: Eukaryota; Metazoa; Mollusca; Bivalvia; Pectinida; Pectinidae
Product: intraflagellar transport protein 122 homolog
Exons: 28
Coding region: 19-3591 (1190 amino acids)
Biological process (GO): non-motile cilium assembly; protein localization to cilium; intraciliary retrograde transport
Cellular component (GO): non-motile cilium; intraciliary transport particle A
Molecular function (GO): protein binding
Source: RefSeq, a predicted model, not a curated record
ACUGCACUUUUGGUAAACAUGAGAGCUGUUCCAACUUGGGUUGACAAAGUUCAAGAUAGAGACAAACUUGAACAAUGUAUAUGGGACCUGUGCUUUAGACCUGAUGGCAGCCAGUUGAUUGUUGCAGCUGGUAAUCGUGUCUUGGUAUAUGACACAAAUGAUGGCACCCUUAUCCAACCACUUAAAGGUCACAAAGACACAGUGUAUUGUGUAACAUAUGCCAGAGAUGGAAAACGGUUUGCUUCUGGAUCUGCUGAUAAAAGUGUCAUAAUCUGGACAAGUAAACUAGAGGGUAUUCUAAAAUACACACACAAUGAUGCUAUACAGUGUUUAUCCUACAACCCAUUGACUCACCAGCUAGCCAGUUGUGCUGUCAGUGACUUUGGGCUGUGGACAGCAGAACAGAAGAAUGUGUCUAAGCACAAAGUGAACAGUCGUAUCACCUGCUGUAGUUGGACUAAUGAUGGACAAUAUCUGGCUUUGGGGCUCUACAAUGGUCUGGUCAGCAUCCGCAACAAGAGUGGGGAAGAAAAAGUGAAGAUAGAACGUCCUAAUGCAGCUACAUCUCCUGUCUGGUCCCUACAAUGGAAUCCCAGCAGAGACGAGACCUAUGAUGUGUUAGCAGUGGCAGACUGGGGACAGAGACUCUCCUUCUAUCAGUUGUCAGGAAAACAGAUUGGUAAGGACAGGAACCUUGGCUAUGAUCCCUGUACAGUCAGCUGGUUCUCCAAGGGCGAGUAUGUUGUGAUUGGGGGAGCCAACAAACAGUGUACCCUCCAUACAAAGGAGGGGGUCAAGCUUGGUGUCAUUGGGGAGCAGGCAUCAUGGGUUUGGGGAGCAGCUGUCAAACCAGACUCUAACUAUGUGGCGGUCGGCUGCCAGGACGGAACAAUAGGAUACUACCAACUGAUCUUCAGCACUGUACACGGACUGUAUAAAGACAGAUACGCCUACAGAGACAACAUGACUGAUGUUAUCAUACAGCACCUCAUUACAGACCAGAAAGUGAGAAUCAAGUGUAGAGACCUUGUGAAAAAGAUUGCUAUAUACAGACACAGAUUAGCUGUUCAGCUGCCAGACAAGAUUGUAGUUUAUGAAUUAUACUCGGACGAUGCUGCCGACAUGCAUUAUAAAGUCAAAGAGAAGAUAAACAGAAAGUUUGACUGUAAUUUAUUGGUUGUUUGCUCACAAAACAUCAUUCUGUGUCAGGACAAGCGUCUCCAGAGCUUCUCCUUUCAGGGUAUCAAAGAGAAGGAGUGGGUGAUGGAAUCUCUCAUUAGGUACAUCAAGGUGAUAGGUGGUCCCCCAGGUCGUGAGGGGCUCCUUGUUGGUCUCAAGAAUGGACAGAUUAUGAAGAUAUUUGUGGACAAUCCAUUUCCCAUCAUGCUGCUGAAACAGGCAACAUCUGUGCGUUGUUUGGAUGUGUCAGCCUCUCGUACCAAACUGGCCGUAGUGGAUGAACACAGCACUUGUCUGGUGUAUGACAUAAACACUAAGGAGCUCCUAUUCCAGGAGCCCAAUGCCAAUAGUGUGGCAUGGAACACUCACUACGAGGACAUGUUGUGUUUCUCUGGCAAUGGUCUCCUCAAUAUCAAAGCCAGCAACUUCCCUGUCCAUCAACAGAAGCUACAGGGCUUUGUGGUAGGAUUCAGUGGAUCAAAGAUUUUCUGUCUCCAUGUGUACUCUAUGUCUUCAGUAGAUGUACCACAGUCUGCCUCUAUGUACCAGUAUCUGGAGAAAAAGUUCUUCAAGGAUGCAUACAAAGUUGCCUGCUUAGGAGUGACUGAUGGUGAUUGGGAGGUGCUUGCCCACGAGGCUUUGGAGGGACUGGACUUUGAUACAGCUAAGAAGGCGUUCAUCCGCAUCAGGGACCUGCGCUACUUAGAACUCAUUCAUAAUAUAGAGGAAAGGAAGAAGCGUGGAGAACAAGACACCAUGGUGUUCUUGGGAGAUGUAUAUGGUUACCAGGGCAAGUUCCACGAGGGUGCUAAACUCUACAAGAAAGCUAAUCACGAACACAAGGCCAUGAACAUGUAUACUGACCUGAGGAUGUUUGAGUACGCUAAGGAGUACAUUGGUUCUGGGGAUCCACUGGACAAGAAGAUGCUGAUCACCAAACAGGCUGACUGGGCUAAGAGUAGUAAUGAACCCAAGGCUGCUGCGGAGAUGUAUAUAUCUGCUGGAGAGUUCUGUAAGGCUAUAGACAUCAUCGGUGACCAUGGAUGGGCGGACAUGAUGAUUGAUGUUGCCCGUAAACUUGACAAAGCUGACCGUGAAGCAUUGUCCCGAGCUGCAGCACACCUAGCCAAGAUGGAGCAGUACCCAUAUGCUGCUGAGGUGUACAGCAAAAUGGGUGACGUCAAGUCCCUCAUCAGUCUCCAUGUGGAAGCUAAACACUGGGACGAUGCAUUCACACUGGUGGAGAAACAUUCAGAAUACAAGGAAGAAGUGUAUGUGCCUUAUGCUCAGUGGCUGGCUGAGAAUGAUAAGUUUGAGGAGGCUCAACAAGCAUUCCACAAAGCAGGGCUUCAGACAGAAGCUGUUAAGGUACUGGAACAGUUAACACACAAUGCUGUUCUGGAGAGUCGCUUCAAUGAUGCUGGCUACUACUUCUGGAAGCUGUCCAUGCAGUGUUUAGAUAUAGCCAAAGUAAUUGAUGAUCCUGAGAAGAAAGAGGAGAUGUUGAAUAAGUUUCAUGACUACCAACGUAAAGCUGACAUGUAUUAUGCCUACCAUUCUAUACAGAGAUAUACAGAUGAGCCCUUUACCUCCCAUCUCCCGGAGGCAUUAUUCAACAUCUCACGCUACCUGCUCCACAUGAUGCAGACCAAUGCUCCUCAUGGCAUCUCCAAAGUUGGUACUCUCUAUGCCCUAGCCAAGCAGAGCAAGAACCUUGGAGCUUACAAAUUGGCCCGUUAUGCCUAUGAGAAACUGCAGUCGUUACGUGUUCCCUCUCGCUUCCUAGAAACUGUUGAUCUGGGCAGUAUCAUGAUCAGAUCCAAGCCAUUUCAUGAUGGAGAUGACCUGCUGCCAAUGUGCUACAGAUGUUCCACCACCAACCCUCUUCUCAAUAACAAUGGCAACUGCUGCAUUAAUUGUCGGCAGCCUUUCAUACAUUCCUUUGUGUCAUUUGAGGUGCUGCCACUUGUGGAAUUUGUACUAGAAGAUGGACUUACUGACGAGGAAGCAGUGCUCGUCCUUGACCUUUCUAUACCCAAACAAAAGAAGGAGGAGAAGAACUGGAGGGAAAGUAGAAUGGGACCUUCACAAACCCUUCGACUUGGAGAUGACCCUCCAGAGGAAGAGGAUGAUGAUCCAUUCACUGCCAAACUUAUGACAUUUGAGCAAGGAGGAACAGAUUUUACUCCAGUGGUAGUGACCAAGUCAGUCCUACAAUCUAUGUCGAGGUCAGAAGUGUAUAUCUUGAAGUGGCCCAAACCUCUUAGAUACCAGUUUUUCCGAUCUCUACUGCCAGACGUUACUAUCACCCAAUGUCAUACCUGUCAGAAGCUUUUCCACACCGAUGACUUCGAGCUCCAAUACCUGCAGAAAGGAAGUUGUCCGUUCUGCCGAGGAACUAUGGAAGACUGAGUGUGUUCUGAUACUAUCUACUUCAUCCUGGAGCUUUCAAAGACUGCAUUCCUGGUUAUACACGGAAAAAACUUAGGGUAUCUGUUCUAUGACGAGUCAUAAACAAUAAUGUGGGUUCCAGAACUAAAAGCUAGGAAGUUGCCUGUACUGUUAAGAGGAACUGAGGAAAACUAACUUGUUUCAGUACUCUGUCAAAGAUUUCUAUCUUGGAACUUUAUAUCAUGAAUGAAAUCCAACAUGUUUGGUUUGCCUCGCUGACAUUCAAGCAUGACUUGUGCACAUUCCUUUUUUUCUCAUCCGUCCAAGGAGUUAAAAAAUUUUAUAUUAGAAGUUUAUUUUUUACAUUUUAUCAAUAUGUACAGAGUUGUAUACAAUAUUUGUAUGAAAAUGCCUUUCAAACAAGACCAUAAAUAUCUUAAAUGAAAACAGUAGAAGUAAAACAAAUGAAUUCAAAUGCACUCCUGUAAAGAAUUUAUAAUCAAAUAGCUUGGUAGACAUCAGAACUUUGCUGUCAACUGCAGACUUAAAGAGGUAAUUCUCUGCAAUAUUUUCCAAUUCCAAUUAAGAUAUCCUUCCUAGUAUGGUUACACUAAUUUGUAUGUUACUGUAACAUAUGUUAUGUGGAUAUCAGUGGUAUACACAAUAAAGUAUAGGGUUUGUUUACAUCAAAGAGAAAAAAGGAUCUGAAACUAUCCUUACGUCAAGACUCAUAAGGUGAUUAUUGAUAGUGCUAUCAUUUGUUAUUGUGUCAAUUGAGAUUCGUUUAAACCGUCCUGUUUAAUUAUGUCAACCACCUUACAGAUUUUGUCAAACAAUAUUCAUAUUUUUAACUCUCAACAAAUACUACAUGCACAGUAUACAUGCAUGGGCAAAUAUUGAAACUUUGCAAUGUGUGUAAAUUUGAUCUUGAAAUUUUCUUACCAGGAUACUCAUCACACUGUAAAUAUGUUUGUGUACAGCUAUCACAAUCUCAUAGGCAAGAUUACAAUGCACAUCUAAUCACA